This is a messenger RNA of Peronospora farinosa, 1026 nucleotides long. NCBI's taxonomy places the organism in Eukaryota, Oomycota, Peronosporomycetes, Peronosporales, Peronosporaceae. The record is from the annotation of a GenBank genome assembly.
AUGACUAACGCCGUAGCCGCAGCUGAAAGACGCACCCAGAGCUACCUAUCCAAGAUUGAAAAUGGUCAGGUAUUGACCACCACAUCACUAGAUGCUCUUAGAACAGAGUUGCCAGCCUACCAGCAGAUCAGAGGCAAAGUGCGCGACGUGUACGUGUUCGAGGACCGUGUAUUGCUCGUAUCUACGGAUCGCCAGUCGGCAUUCGACCGUGCGCUGGCCUCUGUACCAUUCAAAAGCCGCGUGUUGACGCUAACAAGCGUCUGGUGGUUCAACCAGACCAAACACAUUGUAGCCAAUCACCUGUUGGACGUGCCACAUCCGUCUGCGAUGAUGUGCAAGAAAUGUUCCGUCUUUCCCGUUGAGUUUGUCGUACGUGGCUACAUUACAGGAUCAACAAGUACAAGUAUGUGGACUAAUUACAAGAAUGGCAGUCGUGACUUUUGCGGUCACAAGCUGCAGGACGGCUACAAGCAGCACCAGAAAUUGCCCGAGAAUCUUGUUACUCCUACGACGAAAGACGAGCACGAUGAACUAAUUUCAGGUCUUGAGAUCGUCCGUAGCGGACGCAUGACACAGGAGCAGUGGAACUAUUGUGAGAAAAAAACGCUCGAACUUUUUGCUUUUGGUCAGAAGCAAGCGGCCAAACGCGGUCUCAUUCUCGUCGACACCAAGUACGAGUUUGGUUUGGACGAGACUACGGGCAACAUUUUGCUUAUUGACGAGAUCCACACACCCGACUCGAGUCGCUACUGGCUUGCGGAUACGUAUGAGGCGUGUAUGGCUGCUGGUAAGUCACCGGACAAUAUUGACAAAGAGUUUUUGCGUCUGUGGUUCAAGGAACACUGCGACCCGUAUAAAGACACAGAGCUGCCAAAAGCUCCCAAGGAGCUGGUCAGCGAGCUUUCUCGUCGCUACAUUUUGCUUUACGAGCUUAUUACGGACUCAGUGUUUGAGUUUCCAGCUGACGGAAGCAAGCCUGAAGACGAGCUCAUCGAGGGCGUGCGAAAGACUAUGCUCUCCAAGUAG